GGUGUCUUUCGGCAGCAAAAGUUCCGUCAUAGAAACAUGGAUCAUCGAUGACGCCGAAGUGACGCGCAGAAAGUGCGGUGACGUCAGAGAGAUCGGCGGUGAUUUCUAUGACGACACUAUGACAUCAUCGACCGACGCCAUGGUGGCCAACAACAAACCAGCCAAUCACAAGAUUCCCAACAGACACGUGACCAUUGGUGACUCGACCUACGUCAUCAUGACUCCGGACAACACCCCCGAGAGCCCAGACGUCGAUGACAGUUUUGCCAUCAGCCGCACGGUGGCGCCCCCACCUAGCAGCAGUGUUACCGUCUGCUACCCAACUUCCGGUCGUCUGGGAGGCCCCCACCACGGGGAGACCCCAGAGGCCCCGACGACCCGACCCCUCAGGUCACCCCCUGCACGGAGCGGGUCCCCCAAGGAGGAGUAUUACAACGUUCUACAGCCAGAGCCUAAGGACCAAACCUUGGAGGCCGGUGACGUAACGGAAGGUUUCGAACCCCUGCCCCACGAGUCAUGCUAUGAUUUCUCGUCGUCUGACCACGCGAGGUACGUGGUGGACAGCUCUACCGGCUGGCCACUCAAGCGCUCACAAAGCCUAGAGAGCCGAGACAACCCGUUCCUGCCCGGGGGUGACCUGUCCAGAGAGGCGGAGGACCUGCUCCGUCGGGCCACCAUCAUCCGCGACCACUUCUACCUGAACGAGGACGAGAAGCGGACUCUACGCGAGCAGCAGCAGCAACAACAGCAACAACAACAACAGCAGAAACAGCAGCGCGGCACCAAGCACGUGCAGAUCGUCGAGCACCAGGACGACAGCGACGCCCCACCCCAGGGGGCGCUCGAGGAAAGAAUCUCCCCGCUCAGUGCAAGCAACGCCCUGGCCGCGGCGCCCUCUAACGGCGGAGACCACCCCCAACCAAAGGAGAACGGUAAGGCUGGUGACCCGGCCUCUGUAGACUGUGUAAAAAUUGCUAUUCCAGCGGGAGACGGUCAGUCGUUAGCCCAGACCAGCCCGGGGCUCGCGCAGAGCCCUGGGGUGGGGGACUUACAGGUGCAUGAUUCGGACAAAAAAAGGAGAAAUAAAUGCUGCACUGUUAUGUAGGGUACCUGGUACCUCUGCUACGUCGCAAUACCAGAUGAGCACUAAGUAAAGCAGGAUACCAAUGUUCUUUAGAUAUGGAUUUCUAGAAUUUAUGAUAUAAUAUUGAUGAGAUUGUAAUUUAUUCGUUAUUUUAUUGAUUAUGAAAACGUGAGUUUGGGGUGGUACUCGGAGAGGAGCUGUACAUGUGGGGGUCGGGCUGACAUCCAGGUGUGCCGCACACCUGCUGUUACCUGUAUAGGCCAGGUGAACUUCUUUGAUUAGGUAACUCUAGAAGGCCAGGCGGAUGGAACGGUUCCAGGCUGCAGCUUCACUUGCUGGGGAUCUUCAGUAGAGGUCACUGCUGCAUAACGGCGUCACGACACUCUUGACCCUGGCGUCACGUCACUCUUGACCCUGGCGUCACGUCACUGCUUGACCCUGGCGUCACGUCACUCUUGACCCUGGCGUCACGUCACUCUUGACCCUGGCGUCACGUCACUGCUUGACCCUGGCGUCACGACACUCUUGACCCUGGCGUCACGUCACUGCUUGACCCUGGCGUCACGACACUGCUUGACCCUGGCGUCACGACACUACUUGACCCUGGCGUCACGUCACUACUUGACCCUGGCGUCACGUCACUACUUGACCCUGGCGUCAACAGCCAAGUGUAGGCUGCAUUCUGUUUCAUCGUCAGCUUGCCAGAAGUUAUGCCCCACAAUACUUUCUGUUUGGUGGACGUCCCAGCCCCUCAGCUUUAAGUUUACACAGAAUCUUCUGGAAACCACAAACCUGCAUGGAUGGGGCGGCUAUUAGGUUGGCGUCAAGAUAAUCAAUUCUCUCACCUGAUUAAAAAAGGUGUGUAAACUCUUGGUGUCUAGAUCACCGUGUGUACCCACGGGGGAUGGACUGUGUACGUGCUUCAUUCAGUCUGUGCAUUAUCUCAUGUAUAGUUUGCUUCAGCCGCAUUUGGUUCCAGGAUUUCCCUGCGCUUGCCUUACACUACGUUAGGGAUGACGUCAUCAGGACUUGUGUACACACAAUCGGGGACAUAAAAGCUAGUUUGUUUUCUGCCGCCAACUGUCCUGAUUUCCAUCUGUGUUUAUUUUGGUUGCUUAUCCAAACGUGCUCUGCUGCAUAUUAUUUGCUAGCAAUGUUAUUUUUUCAUUCUAGAAAUGGCUUUUAAACUGUAUGGAAAGCAAGGAGUGAUUAGCACCAAGUUAUUUUUAAUGCAGCUACAUUAUAGGUAAAAAUUUUCCGUUGAAAGCAUACUUGUCCUAUAGCCAGAUCAUUUUUGCCAUUUAAUGUCGAAUUCCUUUUAGUGGGUGCCAAAUUGUAAGGAGCUAACAAUAGUGACAAAAAGCCCAGUCAGAUCAAAGCAAAAAUCUCACAAUAAAUAGAAAACAACAAUGAAGAAAGUUAUCGUGUGUGUAUCGAUAGUUUGGUUUAGUUUUGUAAAAAAAAAAUAAUUUGUGAUUCAGGUCAGCAGAACUCAGUGGAUUGCCAACAACAGAAAUUCUUCACAAAAUGGACACUUUCUGUCACCAGCUGGACUAAGGGAAAUAACUUAUGUUUUGUUUCAUUUGAGAAUUUCUUACUUUCGAGAAAUAGUUGUUCCCCCUAGUAUUUAACUUUGGAAAAAUCAUUUCUGCAACUUAUGUAAUUUCUUACAAAUACCAUUUUUACAUUACAAAAUACGUCCAAUUAAAAAAAAUUGCAGUUUUAGUUCCCCAUCUUUAACACAAGAUUAAAUUAAUUAUAUAAUUUUGGGACAUUUCGUAAUGAAUUGUAAGAUCACAGAUUCUUCCUGUUUCGCUAGCUUUCGUCAUCAGUACAGCAGUGCAAGGUGUAUAUUUUGGCCAACUACUCAUUUGUACUCAUUUCGACCUGUGUUCAGCCCAUGACUACACUAACCCAAGGGAGUUACACUCUUCAUCAACACACCAUCAACACUCUUCAUCAACACAUCAUCAACACACCAUCAACACACCAUCAACACACCAUCAACACACCAUCAACACACCACCCAAAAUGGAGUUGUACAUUUAAUUACAUCCAAGUUUUCCACACUCUGCCAUAGGAUAUCUCAACAUGCCUUUUUUUCAACACGACAAUCUGUGUUUGACUUCUGGGGGUUCUAUGUUUUCAGCUUCUACAUCAAUAUUUCUUGAAAGACGUUUUUGUAACAGUUCUUCGUUGUGUUAUGCAUACCUUAUUGCCAGUAUUUUAUAAUGCCAUAAUGUCCUGUUAACUACUUAUGAUUAAAAUAGCUCAUCAAUAAGAGUAUUAUAGAUUGCUUGUAUUUCUUAUUUUAACUGUUAAAAUUCAAGUUUAUUUACCUACUCUCAUCAGUUUUCUACAAGUUUUUAGCUCAAUGGAGAACACAUUUUAUAAGUAAAUCUAUAAAGUAUUUUAUUUUGCUUCAAACUUUUUUCCACAUUUUUUUCAUGUCCUCGGCUGUGAAUAAAACAUUUCUGUGUUACUUAGUUUUAUUUAUGUGAUAAUUUUGUCUUAAAUAGAACAGAGAACUAACAGAGGUGUAAAUAAAGAUUUUUUUUUUGGAUAAGUAUUUUGUGCAGGCCUGAUUUUAUAGAGUUGGUCUAUUCUUAACAAGGAGCAAAUAAAAAAAUAAUUUGGUAAGUUUUCAAAUACUUACAUCAUGCUGUGCAGCUUACAUCAUGCUGCGUAGCUUACAUCAUGCUGCAUAGCUUACAUCAUGCUGCAUAGCUUACAUCAUGUGGAGUGCAGGUAUCACCGUACAGUUCAUUAAAUAGUUUGAAAUCCAAAGCUUUUUACAACUCAGUGUAUGCUAGCUGCCUCUAAGAUGUCCAUGAUCUAAUAUAGUCAUGACUAUAAAUAUCACUUACAUAGACUAUUGAACUAUUUUAUAUGGCGUAUACUGUGGUGAAACCUUAAAUGAUUCCCCCAAGCGUUUUAUUAACAUUUACUAAACACAGAAUGUGUUUAUUACAAAUACAUCAUGUGAUUUCUAAAACAAUACUUGGUUACAAAAAUAUUUUGUAUUUAUAUAAUUAGAGAUAUGCUGACAAUUGAAAAAAAUAUGCAUUUUAUUACAGUUAAAAAAAUGUGGUAUUUAUAUUUUAAUCCCAUUUUAAUCAGUUGUUUUAUUUAUUUUUUAUGGAGUAGAAAAUAUAGAGGAGUCCACAAGUUUUUUAGUAGUCCUGUUGGGGGUGGGGUAAUGGCAUUAAAGCUUUUUAAAUUUUGUGCAUGUUGUGAAUGCUAGUACAGUGUACAUAUGUGAGCCACUGACUUAUACAAGGAAUGAGAAAUUUGUUCACUAUCUUUAUAAAUAGUAUUGUUUUUGUUCUUAAUUUUUUAUGGUACAUAAUUAUGUCCUGAACAAGUUUUUCCCUUAUUUUUUGUUUACUUCUGUAUCUGAAGAGCUCUUGGCUAGAGGUAGAGAUUAUUUCCCUUCGUAUCACAGUCUUUGGAUGUGUGACAGUUUGUCAUGUGUUCAUAGAUGCCAUCCUUGUCAUAUGCCACCAGCACAACCCUCUUUUGCUUCAUGUCCUAUCUAGAGUGGCAUUAGAUUAGCUCUUUUAACAUUCAAACAUUUUUUUCUAAACUUUAACACUCUUAUAAAAAUUGUGUACGUUUUUCACAAAUUUUUAAAAUACCAAAUGAGCUUUUUCAAUGCCAAAAAGAAAAAAAAAAAUGCUAUAAGCAACACCAAUGUUGCUCUAAGCUUUGAUUUCCUUAUUAAACUUAAAUGAUGGAAAGCUUUUUUUUUUAAUUAAUAAACCACUGAAAAAAUACUUUGUUUCUAGUCUUUUUUUUAAUAAUCAAAUUUUCGCAGCAUUAGCGGCAGAAACUUAAAAUCAUACAGGGUCUUUUUUUUUUAUUCAUUAUUUAAUGAGAUGGGUGUUGCUUUUAUACAGUUGCAAUCCAUCUAACAUCAAUGUAACCACUUGAAUAGAUAUGUGCUUACUUUGGCUUCAAGGUGUACUUUAGACUUUCCUCAAUCAUGAACAAUAAUAUUAAGCAGAUGGUCAUUAAAAAGAUUUCUUCUUUUGAUUAAUUUUUAAAUGUUUUUGUGUUGUUGUUUGUUUGUUUGUUUUUCAAAAAAUAAACAAAUGCAUGUUCAUAUUUAAUAUUUGAAAGUGAAUAAUUAAAUUUAAUCCAAAGUCACCAUCUAGUUGAUUGCUUGACUAGUCUAAUUAAUUAUCACAAGUCUUUUUUUGUGUCAGCCUGCUCCCUCAUUGCAAGUUUUGUUUAAGGCACAUUCUGUUUCAUAACUGACACUGUCAUUGACAGCUUUAGAUUUAUAUUACAGUUUUCUCUGCUUAGAAACGUGUUGUUUAAUAUUUACUACACGCAAUCAAAUAAAACGCUGAAUUAAAAUUAAGGGAGGUAACUAUUCAAAUAGCAUGUUAUUGAACAAAUUACAGAGUUGUCUACCAUAUGACACUUGUUUACAAAUUAGUUUUUGACCUACUUCAUUGCUUCGUGUGGUUCGACCAUAACUUUGGACAAAACAUUUUCCUGAGAAAAUAUUGAUUUUUGUCAUUAAAUGUGCUUGAUAUAUUGA
Messenger RNA from Physella acuta, 5633 nucleotides. RefSeq lists its product as uncharacterized. The record is from RefSeq and is a predicted model, not a curated record. NCBI's taxonomy places the organism in Eukaryota, Metazoa, Mollusca, Gastropoda, Physidae.